Molecule: messenger RNA, 2264 nt
Organism: Passer domesticus (house sparrow)
Lineage: Eukaryota; Metazoa; Chordata; Aves; Passeriformes; Passeridae
Gene: WRNIP1
Product: WRN helicase interacting protein 1
Exons: 7
Coding region: 62-1771 (569 amino acids)
Biological process (GO): DNA synthesis involved in DNA repair; DNA repair; DNA-templated DNA replication
Cellular component (GO): nucleus
Molecular function (GO): DNA binding; single-stranded DNA helicase activity; ATP binding
Source: RefSeq, a predicted model, not a curated record
CGGACUACAGCUCCCGAAGGGCCGCGGGCGGCUCCGCUUCCUGCCUCAGCCGCGGGAGCCCAUGGAGCCUACGGAGGGCGCCGAGGAGGAGCGGCUGGUGCAGUGCCCCGUGUGCCUGCGGGAGCUGCCGGGCGCCGACAUCAACCCGCACCUGGACCGCUGCUUGCAGGCCGGCGGGGCCCCGCCCGAGCCCCCCAGCAAGCGCCCGCGCCUCGCCGCCGCCGCGCCGGGCAGCCAGGCCGAGGGGCAGCCGGAGGAGGCCCGCCCGGCCGCCGGGUCCCCCGUCUUCUCCCUGUUCCACAAGGGCCGCGGCGGCGGGCAGAGCCCGGCAGCGGCCGGCGGGCAGAGCGGCGCGGGGCGGGACGAGGCCGCGGCGCCGCCGGGCCAUGGGUGCGCGGCCGCGCUGUGCGGGGAGAGCCUGGCGCAGAAGCUGGAGGGGAAGCCCCUGGCCGAGCGGCUGCGGCCGGACACGCUGGGGGACUACGUGGGGCAGGAGCGGGUGCUGGGCGCGCAGACCCUGCUGCGGUCCCUGCUGGAGUCCCAGGAAAUCCCCUCCCUCAUCCUCUGGGGGCCGCCGGGCUGCGGGAAGACUACACUGGCACACAUCAUAGCCAACAGCAGCAAAAAGAAUGGCAUGAGGUUUGUGACACUGUCAGCAACAAGUGCCAAGACAAAUGAUGUUCGAGAUGUCAUCAGCCAAGCCCAGAAUGAAAAAAGACUCUUCAAGAGAAAAACUAUCCUCUUUAUUGAUGAGAUCCAUCGUUUCAAUAAAUCUCAGCAGGACACUUUCCUUCCUCACGUCGAGUGUGGGACGGUGACCCUGAUAGGAGCGACCACAGAAAACCCUUCCUUCCAAGUGAACGCCGCUCUCCUGAGCCGGUGCCGGGUGAUCGUCCUGGAGAAGCUCUCGGCUGAAGCGAUGGAGGCGGUUCUGAUGAGGGCCGUCAGGUUCUUAGGGCUCCAGGUUCUGGGCCAGGGCGACCAGCACGGCACCCCUGCGACUGGCAGCUGCAGCAAGAGCUCGGAACUCCCCGUGUACAUAGAGGAGAAAGCUCUGAACACACUUGCCUAUCUUUGCGAUGGGGAUGCCAGGACUGGGCUGAACGGACUGCAGCUGGCAGUUCAGGCCCGAGUAGCAGCGGGAAGGAACACUCCUUUGAACACCACUGCCAGAGGUGGUGCUGCACAUGGCAUUCUGGUAACAGAAGAGCAUGUAAAGGAGGGCCUCCAGCGAUCUCACAUCCUGUAUGACCGAGCAGGAGAAGAGCAUUACAACUGCAUCUCUGCCCUGCACAAGUCUAUGAGAGGCUCUGAUGAAAAUGCCUCCCUUUACUGGCUUGCUCGAAUGCUUGAGGGCGGUGAGGAUCCACUCUAUGUGGCAAGGAGACUGGUGAGAUUUGCGAGUGAAGAUAUAGGACUGGCAGAUCCUCUGGCUUUAACACAAGCAGUUGCUGCUUAUCAAGGCUGUCACUUCAUUGGAAUGCCUGAGUGUGAGGUGAUUCUAGCACAGUGUGUGGUGUACUUUGCCAGAGCCCCAAAGUCUAUAGAGGUGUACAGGGCAUAUGGCAACGUCAAGGAAUGCUUGAGGAUGCACACAGGACCACUGCCCCCUGUUCCUCUGCACCUGAGAAAUGCCCCAACAAGGCUCAUGAAGAACUUGGGCUAUGGAAAAGGCUACAAAUACAACCCCAUGUACAAGGAGCCUGUGGAGCAGGACUAUCUACCUGAAGAGUUGAAAGGAAUAGACUUCUUCAAGGAACGAAAAACGUGACUGCUGUGCUCAGAAUGGAUUUUGAUUUUAUGACUCAUACAUUUCUACUGGGAUCAAAAUUCCCCUUACAGUGUCAUCUGCCUGUUACCAUGGUGGAAAGGAUUAAGCCACCAAGCCUUCCAGAUACUUUUUUAUCCUUCUGCUUUUAUUGCUGUUGUUCAGAAGGUAUUUUGUAAAGAAUUGCAGUUGGGCAGUGUAGAAAUGCAAAAAUAAGCAUUAUCCAUAUAGUGCUGUCACUGGUUUAAAUGAAAUGAAGAAAAAAUAAGAGACUUGUGUUUCUGACUCUUGCUGUGAGACAAGAAAUAUUACUGUGCUGCUUUUUAAAAUCAGUGUCUAUUUCAGAUUUUGAGAACACUGUUUUCCAGAAAAAUUGUACCCCCUCUGCUAAAAUACUGUACAAAAUAUAAUUACAGACUAAUUCUUGCUCUUACAAUGUUUCAGAGACCAAUUUUGUAUGGCAGUUAUUGAACCAAUAAAGCUGUUACAAAUAGUG